Messenger RNA from Labrus bergylta (ballan wrasse), 2279 nucleotides. RefSeq names its product secretory carrier membrane protein 3 (gene scamp3). Gene Ontology annotation, cellular component: trans-Golgi network membrane; recycling endosome membrane. Gene Ontology annotation, biological process: protein transport. NCBI's taxonomy places the organism in Eukaryota, Metazoa, Chordata, Actinopteri, Labriformes, Labridae. The record is from RefSeq and is a predicted model, not a curated record.
GCCGCAGCAGCAGUCACAUGACCUGGGAUCUUCUGCUCGACACUUCCUGUACCUCGGUUGUUUUUCCUGCUCGAAAAAAUAACGGAGCCGCUCUCCCAACCGGCGACAAAAACGUAUAGCCUCCAUCCAAAACCCCUGCACAGCCAAAGACUGGAGAGGAAUACAAUCGUCAACCUGGCUGUGUUUAUUUUUUAUUACUGCGAGAGAGAGGCUCAUCGGAGGGGCGGGAAGCUAGUUGACUAGAUAAACAGACUUCACCGCCCGCCCUUUACAUUUAGAAAAUACAACAAACGCAGCACUUUGGUCUCCCCGACGAGCGCCGACAGCUGCUUUUAUUCUCACCCUGACAACCGGUUUACGUUAGCAGAAAGUGGUGGCUACAUGACGUUAGCCAUUUCCCCCUGAACGACCAGCCAUCGAUAUGUCAAAAUACACAAGCUUUCCAGAGCCGAUGGAAGACCACAACCCUUUCCAGGAUCCUGCAGUGACUCAACACAGCAGCAACACAGGAUAUGCCACACUGGACCUGUAUAACCCAUUUGAUAAUAAUACUACAACAACCGGGCCUCCACCACCGUAUGAAGCCACCUCUCCCUCUGUACCUGCACAGACCCCACCCAGCAGGACAACACCCACAGAGCCCCGCAACUAUGGCUCCUACACCUCCCAGACUGCAGUGAAUGCAACCACGGCGGAGCUCCUGAGGAAGCAGGAGGAGCUGGAGAAGAAGGCCCGGGAGCUGGAGAGAAGAGAGAGGGAGCUGGAGUCACACAGCCUGGGGCCCGGAGCCUCCCGUCAGAAUAACUGGCCCCCGCUGCCAGCGUUCUGCCCUGUGGGCCCAUGUUUCUACCAGGACAUCAAUGUAGAGAUCACGCAGCGCUUCCAGCGCAUCGUCAGCCUCAUGUACUACUUCUGGAUGUUCUGCACCUGCACACUGCUCCUCAACCUGAUCUCCUCCCUGGCCAGGUUCUGCGUGGACCCCUCAGGCGGUGUCGGCCUGGGCCUCGCCAUCCUCUGGGCCCUCCUCUUCACCCCCUGCUCCUUUGUCUGUUGGUACAGACCUGUGUACAAAGCCUUCAGGAGUGACAGCUCCUUCAAUUUCUUUGUCUUCUUCUUCGUUUUCUUUGCCCAAGUGGUGACCUACGUCAUCAUGACCAUCGGGAUCCCUGGAUGGGGUUUCAGUGGAUGGAUUGUGAGUCUGGCUGCUCUGAAGACCAGCGUUCCCGUCGGUGCCAUCAUGAUGAUGAACGCUGUCCUGUUUACAGCCCAAGCCGCCAUCGGUGUUUUCAUGCUAAAGAAGGUCCACAGUCUGUAUAGGCAGACCGACGCCAGUUUCCAGAAGGCCCAGGCUGAGUUUGCCACCGGAGUCAUGUCCAAUCAGGCUGUGCGCCAGGCCGCCACCACCGCCGCCACCAGCGCCGCCACCAGUGCUGCACAGGGGGCCUUCACCGCACCUCGAUAGAAAAGACGGAGAGGGGUUGGUAGGGUAUGAAGAAGAGGAGGAGGAGGAAGAGGAAGAGGAGGGCCCUCUCAGCUUGAUAGAGGAUGACCUUGGUAUCCAUUUACCCAACAGCUGAUUAGAGUUUGAUGGUGGGGGAACCUUAAUUACCCCUGGAGCAGAAAAACUUCAGGGCACGUGCAUGAGACAGAGGUGGGGUUGUCUAAUUUCUAAAAGUGUACAGGACAAGUAUUGCCAGACCAUGAGGUAACUAAAAUCAGGAGUUAAAACAAGUUAGAUUAAAGAAAAAAAAAACAUCAACAGAAAACUGGAAGGUGAAAACAAAAGGAUGCUGAAGCGGUGUUAAGUGUUGCGCAGUUUGUGUCAGUGAAUGCAGGGAAAAUGCUUCUUUUUUUGUAUGAAAAACAGCUGUGUGCCAAGUGGGGGGGGGGGGAGCCUGGUUAGAUGUUCCUCGUAAAAAAAAACUAAAAAAAAAACUCCACUGUACAUUUGUUUUUGUUUUUGAGGAUUCUUGUUUGAGACAAAGUAUAAAGCUGAGCACUGAAAUGUUGCCAUUCUAAUAUUUGAUCCGUAGCUGAGCAGCUUCACUUGUUUUCAUUGUUGCUUUAAUGUAAAAACUAACAAGUUGUUCUGUUAUUAUUAUUAUUAUUUGCAAUGAGAAUGCCAAUUUACAUUGUUGCCAAAACCGCUCAUACUGUAAAGAUUCUGAACAUUUGUUGUUUGGUUUACAAUCUCUCACUGUUCUAUUGGUGUUUGUUGUGGUUCUUAUGAUUAUUACAUGUCACUGUCUUGGUUUUAAUAAAAUAUAUUGUCAUGCGUA